Messenger RNA from Prunus mume (Japanese apricot), 1569 nucleotides. Its product is annotated as SWIB complex BAF60b domain-containing protein. The record is from RefSeq and is a predicted model, not a curated record. NCBI's taxonomy places the organism in Eukaryota, Viridiplantae, Streptophyta, Magnoliopsida, Rosales, Rosaceae.
UGACCCCAGCCAAGCAAGCUGCAAGAUAAAAUUUCAAAUUCCAGAAAUACCCUCCACCCGCCCACACGCUACACCAUUGCCCGUUUUGUUCUUUCUCCUUCUUCUUCACAGGUUUCACUUGCAUGAGACUCCAUUUCCCUUCUCUCUCUCUCCCUCGCCGAAGCAUCUCAACUCCAAUCAUCGCCCAGAUAUUGGCAAAGUUCAGAGCCCAGGAAAAAUGGUUUCGAACUCGGACAUCCUGACCCGGCUCACAGAAAUCCUCAGCACUUCAGACCUCGACACGGCCACCGCCGGCAGCGUUCGCCGUCAACUGGAAAACGAUUUCGGAGUUGAUUUAUCGGACCGGAAAAAGUUUAUCCGGGACCAAAUCGACAUUUUCCUCGAGACCCACAGGGCCGAACCCCAAGACGAAGAAGAAGCGGAGGGGGAGGAGGUCGGUGAAGGGUCGGAGAAUGCAGAAGAAGAAGAAGAUGGAGAUGAAGAAGGAGAGGAAGAUAAUAAAGGCAAAAAUAAAAGGAGAAAAACGGUGGAUAAAGGAGUUGUCAAAAGAGGUGGCUUCAACAAAAUAUGUAGCUUGUCUCCACAGCUUCAAGAAUUUGUUGGAGAGCCUGAAAUGGCCAGGACAGAGGUAGUGAAGAGAAUUUGGGCCUAUAUCCGUGAAAAGGAUUUGCAGGACCCAAAAAAUAGGCGGAAUAUAAGAUGUGACGAAUCACUACAUUCCCUUUUCCGUGUUAACUCUAUUAAUAUGUUUCAAAUGAAUAAAGUUCUCUCCAAGCAUAUAUGGCCGCUUAGCAGAGAAGAUGAACCUGUAAAGCAAAAGAAGAAAGGGGAAGAAAGUGAUCAUUCUGUCUCUGAAGGAGAUGUAAAUAAUGUAGCACAAGAGGAAGAAGAGGUGGAAGAAGAAGAAGAGGAGGAAGAAAAAGUUAGUAAACAAAAAGAAAGCAAGAAACGAAGGGCUGCAAAAGUGGAUAAAGAAGUCAAGAAAAGGGGAGGAGGUGGCUUUACCAAAUUAUGCAGCCUUUCUCCAGAACUUCAAAAGUUCAUGGGAGUGCCAGAAUUGGCCAGAACAGAGGUUGUGAAGAAACUUUGGAGUUAUAUCCGGGAGAACAAUUUGCAAGAUCCAAAUAAUAAACGAGAGAUAAUAUGUGAUGAGUCAUUGCGUGCCCUUUUUGAUGUUGAUUCUAUCAAUAUGUUUCAAAUGAAUAAAGCUCUGUCCAAGCACAUAUUGCCCUUAAAUGGAGAAGCAGCUCCAGAUACUGCUUCACGAAAGGAUAAGCAGUCUGAACAGGAGCAUGAAGAAGGAUCCCUCUGAUAAGUGGAGAAUGAUGUGUGAUGAUAAGCUAAAAGAACUUUCUGAGGUCGACCCCUUCAAUGGCUUCUCAGUCCCAAACCUUCUGACUGCUCAUUUCAUCAAGACAGGACAGAAUGAUGCUGAAGUGUAAAUAGUUUUAGCCCAAUUAAAAGAGGGCAUUUUUUGCACUAGUCAUUGUCCUUUCCUAAGUUUUGUACUUUUUAUGCUCGUAACGUCUCCAAGAAAUGGAAAUAUAAAUUUUGAGAAACUUGAUCUUG